GGUUCCGGGCCGCGCGGCGCCAUGGCCUCGCUGUGGCGGCUGAAGCGGUUCGAUGCCUUCCCCAAGCCCCUGGAAGACUUUCGGGUCAAGACGUGCGGGGCGCGCUGGGUGAGCGGGCGGGUGACGGCUGUCAGCGGGCUCAUCGUGGUGCUGCUUUUCUUCUCGGAGCUGCAGUACUACCUCCCCAAGGAGGUUCAUCCGGAAUUGUACGUUGACAAAUCAAGGGGAGAUAAACUGAAGAUCAACCUAGAUGUUAUUUUUCCACAUAUGCCUUGUGCUUAUUUGAGCAUCGAUGCCAUGGACGUAGCAGGAGAGCAGCAGCUGGACGUGGAGCACAAUCUGUUUAAACAACGUUUGGAUAAAGCCGGCAAUCGUGUGACUCCAGAGGCCGAGAGACACGAGCUGGGGAAAGAAGAAGAAAAAGCGUUUGAUCCAAAUUCUUUGGAUGCCGAUCGCUGCGAGAGCUGUUACGGGGCGGAGUCAGAGGACAUUCGGUGUUGUAAUACUUGUGGCGAUGCCAGAGAAGCAUACAGGCGGCGAGGCUGGGCCUUCAAGAACCCGGAUAGCAUAGAGCAGCGCAAGAGGGAAGGGUUUAGCCAGAAAAUGCAAGAGCAGAAGAAGGAGGGCUGCCAAGUGUAUGGUUUCCUAGAGGUCAGCAAGGUAGCUGGAAAUUUUCAGUUUGCCCCAGGGAAAAGUUUCCAACAGUCUCGUGUACAUGGUAUUUUCUUUUGCUGUUUAUUGUGGCCUUGAGCUUCCAAGUGUACCUGACCAUUUUCUUUUAGUAUCUUUGCAUUGUUAUCCAUAAUAGUAACAGGACUGCUUCAGCGGG
Molecule: messenger RNA, 829 nt
Organism: Gymnogyps californianus (California condor)
Lineage: Eukaryota; Metazoa; Chordata; Aves; Accipitriformes; Cathartidae
Product: endoplasmic reticulum-Golgi intermediate compartment protein 3-like
Exons: 7
Coding region: 22-750 (242 amino acids)
Biological process (GO): endoplasmic reticulum to Golgi vesicle-mediated transport; retrograde vesicle-mediated transport, Golgi to endoplasmic reticulum
Cellular component (GO): endoplasmic reticulum; COPII-coated ER to Golgi transport vesicle; endoplasmic reticulum membrane
Source: RefSeq, a predicted model, not a curated record